UUCGUGUCGUGUGUCAGGCUGCCAGCCGCGCUUAUCGCCGCCGCUUCUCCUCUCUCAUCGUAUCGUUCCGCUCCUUCUCUUCUCUCUAACCCUAGCAGCGAUCCGAGAAGCUCCGCUUCGAUUCGCGUCAAACAAGACUUCCCGCUCAAGAAAUGGCGUUGGAGUCGUCGUACCCGCAGCAGCCAAAGCUUCCUUCCUACUCGAAGAUCGUCUCAACGACUGAUGAGAUAGAGAGUGCGAGGAAGCCACUUGUCGGUGGAGUUAGCUCUGGUGGUAGCUAUUCAGUUCGCGCGGCUAUUCUUCCGUUCUUAUUCCCAGCUUUAGGAGGAGUGCUUUUUGGUUAUGAUAUCGGUGCUACGUGUGGUGCUCAAAUUUCUUUGGAGUCACCAACAAUAAGCGGGACAACAUGGUAUGAUUUAUCAUCAGUGGAAAUUGGUCUUGUGGUUAGUGGUUCACUUUAUGGCGCUUUGAUUGGUUCAAUUCUGGCAUACAACGUUGCAGAUUUUUUAGGGAGGCGAAGAGAGUUGAUCCUUGCUUCUGUGCUAUAUUUUGUUGGAGCCCUGUCAACAUCAUUAGCACCGAACUUUGCCCUUUUGAUUGUUGGACGUUUUUUUUAUGGUAUAGGAAUUGGAUUGGCUAUGCAUUCUGCUCCAAUUUAUAUUGCAGAGACUUCUCCGAGACAAAUUCGAGGCAUACUUGUUUCUAUGAAGGAGUUUUUCAUCAUCUUAGGGUUGCUUUUGGGUUAUACGCUUAGUAGUAUCUAUGUUGACUUCGUGGCUGGGUGGCGAUAUAUGUAUGCUAGCAGUGCUCCAGUAUGCCUAAUUAUGGGAAUUGGAAUGUGGUGGCUUCCACCGUCACCUCGCUGGCUGCUUCUGUCUGCCACACAGGGCAAACAGGACAUCACAACCAUAAAACAGUUAGCUGUUUCUUGUUUUUGCCGUUUGCGGGGUCAAGCUACUGAUAGUUCAUCUUUGCAAGAAGUUGAUUCUAUUCUGGAUGAAUUGCGUGCGGAUCUUGAAAAGCAGGUUACAAUUGGUGAGAUCUUUCAAGGAAAAUGCCUUAAAGCCCUCAUAAUUGGUGGAGGACUGGUCUUUUUUCAGCAGGUGACAGGGCAACCAAGUGUCUUGUAUUAUGCUGCCACCAUCCUUCAGAAUGCUGGAUUUGAUGCUGCAUCUGAUGCUACACGCGUCUCAAUUCUUAUUGGUCUACUAAAGCUAAUCAUGACUGGAAUUGCUGUUUUUGUGGUGGACAAAAUUGGCAGAAGACCAAUGCUAAUUGGAGGUGUUAGUGGAAUGGCAAUCUCUUUGUUCCUUCUAUCCACUUACUACACUUUGUCGAAGGAUUUACCAUUCAUUGCUGUGAUUGCUUUACUUUCAUAUGUUGGCUGUUACCAGGUCUCAUUUGGUCCAAUUGGCUGGCUCAUGAUUUCAGAGGUUUUUCCAUUGAGAUUCAGAGGGCGCGGGCUAAGUAUAGCAGUGCUGGUUAACUUCACCUCAAAUGCACUGGUGACUUUUUCUUUUUCGCUGCUACAGGAUUGGGUAGGAACUGCUAGCGUCUUUGCAGGCUUUGGAGUUGUUGCGACCGCAGCUCUCGUGUUCAUAUACUUCACUGUCCCUGAAACAAAGGGACUCACUUUGGAAGAGAUUGAGGCUAAGAUUAUUUAACUCUUCACUGCAACCUUCAAAUAAACGAGGUUAUUGUUGGUAAGUUAAAAGCUCUACGUUCUUCUGUCGUAGUGUGGAACCAUUUCAGAAUGCGAAGGCAACUAUGCUGAUGAUGGGUAGAGAGAUUUAUGUUGCAUUUCGACUCGGAUGGGGAGUGGAUCCACGCCGGCAUUACGGCUAGUAGUUCAAUUCAAAUGUUGAUUUAUGUAAAUCGACAAAAUGAUAUUUUUUUUAAAAAAAAUUAAAAUAAUGUCCUAUCUUAUAUUUUGUAUUAAAAAUAUUUUUUUUA
Messenger RNA from Zingiber officinale, 1953 nucleotides. Its product is annotated as D-xylose-proton symporter-like 2. Bases 153 to 1664 code for a protein of 503 amino acids. Lineage: Eukaryota; Viridiplantae; Streptophyta; Magnoliopsida; Zingiberales; Zingiberaceae. Gene Ontology annotation, biological process: transmembrane transport. Gene Ontology annotation, cellular component: membrane. The transcript has 14 exons. Gene Ontology annotation, molecular function: fructose transmembrane transporter activity. The record is from RefSeq and is a predicted model, not a curated record.